AUGCCUCCUCGCCGCAAACCAAUCUCCACGAAACAGAAGAAAGCUGAGCAGCAGCUCAGACGCGCGAUCAAGAGAGGCGAUGUUCCGGCCCCAGAACCUACUAAGAAGCCCCCUCGUAAACGCAAAGGCAGAGUUGGACCCACAGGAAGUCGAAUCGGAGCUCAGGAGACCCCAAAUGCCAACAUUGAGAGCGCCAGACGACUACAAUCUGCCUUCGUAAAGGUCUCUACGGCCUUCUUGGAAGAAACGAAGGUGUUGGCUUCGAACCUAUCUCUCACCCGCCCUGUCCCCGCUUCGAAAGCUAUCUUCGAUGACGCCAACAACGAAGGGGUCGAUACACCUCCCUUAACAUGUCCCAAGCGUCCCAAAUGGCGGUUCGAUAUGACCAAAGACGAAGUCGAGCACAACGAAGAAGGUCUCUUUAAGAAAUGGAUCGCAGAGCAUGACAGUCGAGUCGAGCAAUGGCGUUUGCAACUGGAAGAGCAGCGCAAAGCAACCGGAGCAGAUCAUCCGUCGAUGCCUCCCUCCAUCACCCACUUUGAACGUAACUUGGAAGUGUGGCGGCAACUGUGGCGAGUUACUGAAAUCUCCGAGCUGCUUCUUGUUCUACUCGACUCCCGUUGCCCGACCCUCCAUUAUCCCCCUGCAUUGUCUACAUACUUGGAGAAGAAGAGAGUCGUCCUUGUCCUCACCAAAGUUGACAUAUCUGGACUGGAACGUGUGGAAGCUUGGAAGAGCUAUCUCCACCAAAAGCAUCCUGGACAUCCUAUCGUGGAGGUCGAAUCUUAUGUGGAGAAAGAGGCGACUGCCGUCCACCAAGGCAAAAAACAAUACGAACCCCACAUCCCCACUGUCUUCCGGGAGCGCCUCAUCGCAGCAAUUCGACAGGUCCAUGGAGAGCUGUUAACCCCUCCCGAGCGCGUGCAAAGCGAUCCGGAGAAGCUAAAGAAUUGGGUACCACCAGUUAAAAGCAACAUCGAUUGGACGGCCCUCUUUGAAGCUCGAGGGGAGCAGACCGGACUUCAUGUUGGCAGCUCACAGGCCGACGCUCAGCGCCCGGGUCUUGACGAAGACAACUCUGACGAUGGCUCACAGUCCACCGAUGUUCAUCCUCGCCAGGAACCCGAUUUCCUCACUAUCGGUCUGAUCGGACAACCAAACGUCGGGAAGUCAUCUUUGCUGAAUGCCUUGUUUGGAGCACGCAAGGUUCGAGCCUCCAAGACACCCGGAAAGACGAAACAUUUCCAAACCAUGUUCUGGACUUCAGAUGUUCGUCUAGUCGAUUGUCCUGGGCUAGUUAUGCCCAACUAUACGCCCAUGGAAAUGCAAGUAUUGUCGGGAAUUCUCCCCAUUUCCCGUGUCUCCGCCAUCCCGGCUUGCAUCCAUUAUGCGGCCCAGCUUUUACCCCUGGAGAGGGUGCUGCGCCUUGAGCAUCCCUCCUUGUCAGAACCAGCUGCGGAAGACAAGAGGACCUGGAGAGAAGGUAUGCGCCCUUCCGCCGACAAGCCAGAGAAGAAGCGCUGGACUGCGAUGGAGAUCCUGACAGCGUAUGCAAACGCGAAGGGGUGGGUGACUGCCAAGGCUGGCAGGCCCGAUGUACAUCGUGCGGGAAACGCGAGUAGGUGUUCUAAUCAAGUUUUACCUGUCGAUAUUGGCUCACAGAAUAUGACAGUACUUCGAGCACUUGCAGAGGGACGUAUUCACUGGGCCUUUUGGCCCCCGGGUUCCAAGUUGCCGGAAGAUGACCUCGGGAUCUGGAUACCCCACGAUGUGGAGGAGAGCGAAGCGGAAAGCGAUGAUCAAGAGGACGAUAACCGGGCCGCUGCUUCAGACGCAGAAUCGGAGGCCGAGUCAGCAGAGGACGAAGGGGAAACUGACGAAGAAGAGGAUGCAGGAGAAAGCGGAGCACCAGGGCUAAACGUCGGCAUCGGCAGAUUUGGUGCUCUCUCCAUCGUAGACGACGACGAAUCUGAAGGGUCCGAAGACUAA
This is a messenger RNA of Coprinopsis cinerea okayama7#130, 1989 nucleotides long. RefSeq names its product GTPase. Gene Ontology annotation, molecular function: GTP binding; GTPase activity. The record is from RefSeq and is a predicted model, not a curated record. The coding region runs from base 1 to 1989 and encodes 662 amino acids. The transcript is spliced from 4 exons. Lineage: Eukaryota; Fungi; Basidiomycota; Agaricomycetes; Agaricales; Psathyrellaceae.